Haliaeetus leucocephalus (bald eagle) is the source of this 5950-nucleotide messenger RNA. It is a transcript of the gene ZDHHC17, whose product is annotated as zinc finger, DHHC-type containing 17. The record is from RefSeq and is a predicted model, not a curated record. The coding region runs from base 1457 to 2941 and encodes 494 amino acids. Lineage: Eukaryota; Metazoa; Chordata; Aves; Accipitriformes; Accipitridae. Gene Ontology annotation, biological process: protein palmitoylation. Gene Ontology annotation, cellular component: Golgi membrane. Gene Ontology annotation, molecular function: palmitoyltransferase activity; protein binding. The transcript has 17 exons.
AAAUUUGUAAUGACUGUUUUGAUUACUAGCGUCCAGUUAUUGGGGAAGGCAUUGUGUUUAUACAGCUGAGAUGAGUAAGCCCCAGAUUAAGAGAGUCAAAGGGCAGUUUACUUAUCUGCCUGCAAGCUCAGUAUUUAAACUCCCAUUGCAGUCAACAGAGAGCUUGUUAAUGUUGUUGCAGGAAGCUAGAAAACACUUUGGCUGACUAGCCACAGCUGGACACAGUAAGAAGUUACUUCUCAUUGUGACCAACAGCUCCUUUUGCAGAAAUUAUUGCACAGCUGAGAGAACAUGAGAAAUGGGGAGACCUGCUCAUCUCGGCAAUAGGAAGUCUCCCUGGCCCUAGCAUGUUUCUUAGUCACUUGAGCUAGCAGGGCAACAUGUGCCUUUUGGGAGAGAAGGUGGUGGGGUUAGGUGUUAUCCUUGUUAAGGUUAGGUGUAUUAUCAUGGUUGUCUUGACUCAGGAUGUCUUUAUUCAAAAAAAUAAAAAUCUCUAGUAUAUUAACGACAAGGUUGAUCACUCAUUUUAAUAACUGAGUGGAAGUUAGAAUCUUAAUUAAACACCUUUCAUAAGGUGUUUAAAAGUGUUUCCAGGUACGGAUUAAAGAAACAAAAUUUCUGCUCAUGAAACUUUGUUGGGGAAAACUGAGUAAAAGUGAAAACCACAUUUUAAUAAAAUCAAUUGAAAUGCGUUUUUAGUAUUGUCAGAGAGCUUCUUUCUGUGUUUCACUGUUGCAGUUCUCACUUUUUUAUGCGGCUGUGCUGAAUUGCAUGGCUGAUACACAGAGGCAAUCAGCUACAGUACUUGUAACAAAUGGAAAAUUGUCUGGAAGUUGUAUUAAAUACAUGGUUCAAUUUCAGCUUGCUGAGCUGACUUUCACAUGCAUGCAGUUUGAAAAGAAAAAUGGUGUGUUGCUGAGCUAGUGAUCUGUCAAUACAGUGUUUUAAUAUAAAUUCCACCAAGAAAAGCAUUAAGGGUUGAAGUGUUGCCCUUCAUCAAAAGAAUUAAGUUUUGUAGGGAGCUGUAUCUGGUGAAGAGCAUAUCAUGGUCAUGCCAUUUGUUUCUGAGACCCAUUGGUUAAACAUACAUAGAUCACCUCUGAAGAUGGGACUGGAGUUGAAGAAUCAAUAAAGUGAAAUAAAGCCUCAAAGCCAUUACAACCAUGGAUACAGUGAAUCUCUUGGACGGAAAAGCCACAUUGAUGAUUACAGCACUUGGGACAUUGUGAAAGCCACACAGUAUGGAAUAUACGAACGAUGUAGAGAGUUGGUGGAAGCAGGUUAUGAUGUGCGACAACCAGACAAAGAAAACGUAACGCUUCUCCACUGGGCUGCAAUCAACAACAGGAUAGAUCUGGUGAAAUACUAUAUAUCAAAAGGUGCUAUCGUUGAUCAGCUUGGAGGAGAUUUAAAUUCUACUCCACUUCACUGGGCAACAAGGCAGGGUCACUUAUCCAUGGUUGUACAGCUGAUGAAAUAUGGGGCAGAUCCGUCGCUAAUUGAUGGAGAAGGAUGUAGCUGUAUUCAUUUGGCUGCACAGUUUGGACAUACUUCGAUUGUUGCUUACCUGAUAGCAAAGGGACAGGAUGUCGAUAUGAUGGAUCAAAAUGGAAUGACACCUUUAAUGUGGGCAGCUUACAGAACGCAUAGUGUGGAUCCAACCCGAUUACUACUUACAUUUAAUGUUUCUGUUAAUCUUGGAGACAAAUAUCACAAAAACACAGCAUUGCAUUGGGCUGUGCUAGCAGGAAAUACUACAGUUAUUAGCCUUCUGUUAGAAGCUGGAGCUAAUGUUGAUGCUCAAAAUAUAAAGGGAGAAUCACCACUUGAUCUAGCAAAACAGAGGAAAAACGUUUGGAUGAUCAAUCACCUACAGGAAGCAAGACAGGCAAAGGGAUAUGACAGUCCAUCCUUUCUGAGAAAACUAAAAGCUGAUAAGGAAUUCCGUCAGAAGGUGAUGCUGGGAACUCCUUUCCUAGUAAUUUGGCUGGUUGGGUUUAUAGCAGACCUAGACAUUGAUUCUUGGCUCAUUAAAGGGCUGAUGUAUGGUGGCGUUUGGGCUAUGGUGCAGUUUCUUUCAAAGUCAUUCUUUGAUCACUCCAUGCACAGUGCACUGCCUCUUGGAAUAUACUUGGCAACAAAAUUCUGGAUGUACGUGACGUGGUUCUUCUGGUUUUGGAAUGAUCUCAAUUUUUUCUUUAUACAUCUUCCAUUCCUUGCUAAUAGCAUUGCACUUUUCUACAAUUUCGGAAAAUCCUGGAAAUCUGAUCCAGGAAUCAUCAAAGCCACGGAAGAACAAAAGAAAAAGACGAUAGUAGAACUUGCAGAGACAGGAAGUCUGGACCUCAGUAUAUUCUGCAGUACCUGCUUGAUACGGAAGCCAGUGAGGUCCAAGCACUGUGGUGUAUGCAAUCGGUGUAUAGCAAAGUUUGAUCACCACUGCCCGUGGGUGGGUAACUGUGUAGGAGCAGGAAACCAUCGCUAUUUUAUGGGAUACCUGUUCUUCCUGCUCUUUAUGAUCUGCUGGAUGAUUUAUGGAUGUAUCUCUUAUUGGGGUUUCCACUGUGAGACAAGUUAUGCAAAGGAUGGAUUUUGGACCUAUAUUACACAGAUUGCUACCUGUUCUCCAUGGAUGUUUUGGAUGUUUCUGAACAGUGUUUUUCACUUCAUGUGGGUGGCUGUGUUGCUCAUGUGUCAGAUGUAUCAGAUAUCUUGCUUGGGUAUCACGACAAAUGAAAGAAUGAAUGCAAGAAGAUACAAGCACUUUAAAGUUACAACCACAUCUAUUGAAAGCCCAUUCAACCAUGGAUGCAUAAGGAACAUUAUAGACUUCUUUGAAUUCAGAUGCUGUGGUCUUUUUCGGCCCGUUAUUGUGGACUGGACAAGGCAGUAUACAAUAGAAUAUGACCAAACUUCAGGAUCAGGCUACCAGCUAGUGUAGCACCACCUUCAUCCUGUGAGCAUAUCAUAUCUGAGUGGUGCCUGAAAAAUUUUCUCUCUCUCUCUCGAAUCCGCAUCCCUUGAAGAGUAGCAUGCUAUGUGUAGGGCUGAUGAUGAAUCAUAAGGUACCUUCUCUUCAUCAGAAUUUUAUUAACAAAAGUAAAAAUGGACAGAAUAAACUGCCAAACCUGAUAAGGAAGAGGAGGAAGAUCAAAAAGGGAUUUUAACAGUUCUUAACAUGAGAAUUAUUCGCAACAGCAUAUUCACAGUAUUUGUUGUUGGGUUUUUUAUUUAAGGUCUUUCACAAUGGAGCAUGAGAUUAUUGAAGUAUUGACAUAAGUAGUUACAUUUGUGCUGAGCAGAAGAAUUUAUUUCCCAAUAUGAAUAAUUCCACUGAAACAAGAGUCUAGAAUAUAAAACUAAAUUUCAUGAUGCAAAGUUCACUGAUCGCUAUGUUGUAGUUCCUGUAAUGUGAUUUUUUAAUACAGAUUUUCUGUAGUAUUAUGUGCAUUGAAAAAUGUGCUUUUCAAUACUGUUCUAAACAUCAUGUGGUGGGAAUCCCCUGUAACGUGUUAAGUUAUAGCAGUAGGGCAUGUUGGAUAAUGUUGAGAAAAAAAUACAUUGCCCACAUUUUUUGGUGAUUGUUUUUGCCACCGGUUAGUGGUACAACUAAAUACUUGUAAUAACCCUGUUCUGAGAUUAUGUAGUCUGAAAUUGCGCAAAUAAGGAAAGCUCUUCUGUCAAAGUUCAAGCCCUGCUUAAAUGCAUGAUAGACCUGUAAAACUAGAUUACAGUAUAUAAUGUUUGGGAAAAAUGUGGAAAAAAUUCAUUAUCUUUGAAGUAAUUGUAUAAGCAACUUACAAACUAGCAAUGUUUUAACAUUAGGUUUGGUCCUCAUACAGUACAGUGUAGUGUAAUUGGAGACACGUUGGAAGAGAAAUUGCAUGGGGGAAACCACAGAUGUGAAAACAAAAAUCUCAAUUAUAAAAAGACAAGAUAGUUUUAAAUUGAAUGCAACUGCAGAAGAACCCAGAGUUGUCUGAAAUGCCUAUUUUGUUUGGAUGUAAAAUAAUGGAAACCAAACUUAUAUUAAAAAAAAAAAAAUUUAAAAAAAACCCCAUAACAGCACGCGCACACAGAAAAUGUAACGCAGCGUUCUGAAGAUGAUGGUGUAUUGGCACGUGAAAAUCACUCUUAAUUUCUUUUUUUAAGUUCUCAUGCUACAGAUAUGUUUGGAAGGUAAGGAAUGAUCUGAAAUUGCAUUCCAAAGGGGCUUUUCUUGAAUGUGAUGCACUGAUUUUUGUUAUGGUGUUUUCAUAUACUCAUAGUGAAUUGUUCACUGCUUCCUUAACUAUUGUUUACAGAGAGACUGGGAAUCAGGUUAGUUCUCUUCUAAGUGCUGUAGCAACCCAGUGGUUCGAGAAACCUGUGAGGGGCGUUUGGGGAGGGACCUGAAAGCAGAUGUCUGAGACCAGUGUAAAGAAUGUGUAUCUGUAUAUAAAUAAUUUAUCAAAUAGUUUUCUCUCUGUGAGUGUGUGUUUAGUGUAUUUAAAGCUGCUCAUUUUCAUUUUAUUCAACCAAAAAAAGUGUAGGAAGAUAUCUAAUGAGCUUUUAGUGAUGUUCAAUAUUGCUGUUAAUAGGCAUUAUGCCCUGCAAAUUCACUGCAUGUUUGAUGCUUGGCAAAAUUAGCGUUUUCUGUAAUAUGCAGAUUACAGGUAAUAAAGCAAUCUAGUGGUAUUCCCGGCCCUUGCCUUAGUAAGAGGAGCAGUGAAACUGUAAAUAGUUGAUGUUCAGUAUUUGCAAGUAAACAUUUUUUCUGUAGUUGUUCAUUGAUCUCAAGACACACAGUUUGCAAGUACCAGAUAUCAGGAUUUACAGAAGUACAGCAUUAGAGUACUUGAAUGUUUAAUACUGGAAAAAUCAACAUCGUCUUGGACACAGUUUUAAUGGGAGAGGUUUGGGUGUAGGAGUGACAAGAAGCUUUUGCUAUUUUUGUCAGACAAAAUUUGUAAUCCUAACGAAGACACAUUAUAUUUCAGUGAAAACAGUUGAUAUCAGUUAUUCAUAUUUUUUUUCUAAUCAGAAAAAAGCUUGAAGACUUUACAAUAUUUUUAUUUUAAUCACCAGUAAUGUUCUGCAUAUUUGUUUGGUUUUCGUUUGGGUUUUUUUUUCCACAUUGGGGGUCGGUUGACUUGAAGAACUUCAAUCCACUUUAUUAAAUAUCGCCUACCACCAGAAGAGCAGUUCAGUACAUGAUACAAGUUUUGGGUUUAGUUGCCCAGUAGCAUUAACUGCCAUGAAUUGUGUCAUGCAGUCCAUGUCAAAAACGUCUGCAAAAGAAGAGGUGAUCUUUAGUAGUACGUAGUGAGUUCUGCACUAUUUACUUGUUAAUAGCUCUCUGGUGACAGUUUUGUGGAGACCUGCAGAAUCUGAGCAAUAGUAGGUAGUUGUGAAAAUUAGCUUGCAUAUAUGGAUUUGGGAUGUAUGAAGUUUCCAGUGCAAAAUGUAACUUGUCUUGAGUAACGCUGAAUUGUUUGAUGUGAAAUCAUAAAAUCAAGCAGGGGGGAGCCAACUAUGCAGCAUUUUUCUGUCAAGUUAUCAAACUUAAAAUUCACUUGUUGAACCAAAACUGCAUUGCUUCUGAAACUUAACAAAGCUGAUCCAGACCAACAGCAGAUCAGACCAACUUAAUCUGACAUAGGUAGAAUAAAUGGGAAUUUUGUCUUGGCCCUAAACAUGUGCUGUUUCUUUGCAGGUUUCUGUAUUCUUUGAUGUCCACCAGAUUUUUUUUCAAUUAAUGUGUAAAACAGCAUCACUACAUUUUAAGCUAUGGAUUUUUUUGUAUAUUCUUUAUUUAUAACUGUGCCAAGUAUUAUUUUAAUACUGUUGAGAUCUUGAUGUAUUACAUUGUGAACAAAAGAAAUCUGUAAAAUGUUUAAUAAAUUAGCUCUCCUUACAUAAAUCUGUUAAAUUUUGUAAGUUAUUAAUCAAAUAAAUAUUGACUCUUAGA